Molecule: messenger RNA, 204 nt
Organism: Clunio marinus
Lineage: Eukaryota; Metazoa; Arthropoda; Insecta; Diptera; Chironomidae
Source: the annotation of a GenBank genome assembly
AUGCAAUUAAAAUGUUCCCGAAUAAAUCUGCAAUAUUCAUUAGAGAGACGUCUUCAAACGUUUUCUCAGGCUUUGAGUGUUGGCGAUCUUAUAUAUUUAUCAUCUCAUAUUCAAGUUCAUGAACCUGCAGUGUUUUUCAAUUACCUGAAAUUGAAAGAUUAUGGAACACAUUGUAAAACUCAAGCUGCACAAGAAGAUCUUUGA